AGGUUCCUCUUGAGGUGAACAAUCUUUGAGUUUGGUUCUGCUUUGCACCAACCGUCCCAGGGGACCGUCUGAGGUUGCCUUCAGUGCCGUUGAAGAAGGGAGGGGAAGCAAGCCAACACAGCCCCGCGAGGAAGGCGCCGAUGGCCAGCAACAACAACACCAGCAUAGCGCAAGCCAGGAAACUGGUAAAACAGCUCAAAAUGGAGGCAAACAUCGACAGAAUAAAGGUCUCCAAAGCAGCGGCAGACUUGAUGGCGUAUUGUGAAGCCCACGCCAAAGAGGACCCGUUAUUGACUCCUGUUCCUGCUUCAGAAAACCCCUUUAGAGAGAAGAAGUUAUUCUGUGCCAUUCUGUAAACCUCGCAGGAGCCUGAUUCCAACUUGGGCCAUCCUGGACACUGAU
Molecule: messenger RNA, 402 nt
Organism: Elgaria multicarinata webbii
Lineage: Eukaryota; Metazoa; Chordata; Lepidosauria; Squamata; Anguidae
Product: guanine nucleotide-binding protein G(I)/G(S)/G(O) subunit gamma-2-like
Exons: 1
Coding region: 141-356 (71 amino acids)
Biological process (GO): G protein-coupled receptor signaling pathway
Cellular component (GO): heterotrimeric G-protein complex
Molecular function (GO): G-protein beta-subunit binding
Source: RefSeq, a predicted model, not a curated record